AUCCUUAGUUAUGUUUCUUUUAUUUCUCCCUUUGUGAAUUUUAAAUCGGGCGAAGCACGGGAAGUGGUCGUCUUCGUGCGUCCUUCGAGCUCAUCUCCGCUCACCCUUGUCAAUUUGAUCAGCAAUAUCAUAAGUUGGAUUCCGAUUGGUCAUGUGCUUCGGUUGUCGUCCCAAGUAUGAAGAUUGGAAAGACAGAGAAGCUUAAUCAAGCGUUCAACGCACGCAAGACGGAGGAAACCACGUCAAUCAAGCAUUAGACGAAGACAUGUCUAAAAAGGGGAAUCGCAUGUGUUGCCCGGCUCUGUGCUGUUCUAACACCGGGAAUUCCAGUUGUGCCACAUUAUUCAGGUUUCCUAAUGACAGCAGGUACGUGCUGGGCCCAGCUAAAGCCCGGCUGUAAAGUGGAUACUCUGCGGGCUUGCGGUGAUGACUUCUUGCCCUACGGAAAGAGCACUCACUUGGAAGUUUCGGGAGCACCAUUCAAGAAGAAUUGCGAGCUAUACAUGCGGCAGCUUGAGUGCAGCAAGCAGUUUGCGAGGGAGUGUAUUGAAGGCAUCCCGAGGGCUGCGGCACUGCUGGCCCUAGAGGCAUUCCAGGACAACGUUGACGCCACCUGCACUGUCGGUUCUAAACCAUACGAAGCAUACCAAAAGGCAAUUGGUUGCACAAAUUCCGUUGGAGCGAAGAUCAACGCCUGCUUGAAUGGUCUACAUGGCAAUCUUGAGAAGGCCGUUGUCAAGGCUUCCGGAAAGAACAUCAUCGACUACGCAUGCUGCUCGUACGGUGAAUUGGUGGACUGCCUCGAGUCAGUAUUGGCGCCUUGCGAGGACGUCGGUGGCAAGGAGCUCACGAUCAACCUGUUGGAGCAGGUGUUCGGUGAGACACUGAGUCUGGUGUGUGGAAACUACGGAAGGGGAUCGGAGGGAUGCAAGGUUCUGCCUAAGCUGCCAGCGCUGGGCCCGAAAGACCCCAAGUUCGACGGCUACUUCGAGCUUCUCAUCGAGAUUGCAAACUCCAUCGGCCAAAGAAGCUAACAUGUGGCUCCGUCUACUUCACACUCAAGCAUUUCUGCUGGCGAUAACAGACGACACGCAAAUAACUCGCACUUGAAACGUAGUGCGUCAUCGUUGCUAUAUAGGAUGGACACUGCCGUGGUGAUCGUCGGCGUGUUUAUAAUAUAUAGCUAAUUAAGCGAAUAAAUUGAUCGCAAGGAAGCUAGAUCAAAAGUCCACAAAUAAAUAAAGCCAUGUUGGUAGCCUUGGAA
Dermacentor andersoni is the source of this 1264-nucleotide messenger RNA. RefSeq lists its product as uncharacterized. The record is from RefSeq and is a predicted model, not a curated record. Lineage: Eukaryota; Metazoa; Arthropoda; Arachnida; Ixodida; Ixodidae.